AACGGCGAGACUUUAAUGAUCUGGUGCGAGGCGAAAAAACAAGCGGGCGACACUGAAAGCGGAGGAAAUAUUACAGUGGCGAGGAAUGGGUGAGAGGAAGCCCGAUGUCUUAUGUGCCAAGGCAUGCCAGCACCUCAGCAGGCAGGAGUACCAGCUGGGUCUGCAGUGCUGUGAUGAGAUCCUAGCCGGCUUGCCCAGUCCAUCCAACGCCCCCUGCUGCUCUUCCUCCGCCACUGAUCACAGUGUCCGACUGCAAGUCUUGCUUUACCGUGUCUAUGCACUUGUCCAGCUGAAAAAAUUCACUGAAGCUGAAGAGAAUAGCAGCAGCGUGAUGUGUCUUCAGCGGGAGCUGAGACCCGACACCCUCAAAGAGCUCCUGGUCUCCAUGCUGACAGACGGCUGCUUCAGGGGGAUGUGCCAGGCGCUGUUCAGCUGUCAGCCUGCAGAGCACAUGAAUGAAGAUAUGAAAUAUUUUGGACAGUUGCUGCUUCUAUUGACAGAAUCACAGGCUUCCUGUACAGCUGCUGGAGGUUCAGUCGAGACUGGAGGGGAAGGCACUCGGGUUGAGCGACGGUGGCGGAUUCGGGACCCUCCCCGCGGGAUCCUGAGCCUCGAUGAGUAUACUCUGUGUUUCAGGUUCCUGCGGGACGGAGGCUGCCCCCUGGGGGAUUUCUGCGUGUCUGCGCACUCUCACGGCGAGCUGCGGGAGUGGAGGGAGAGACUGGUGCGCCGACACUUACGGGAGCCACGCACUGGUGCCGUCGCCUGCUACGGCCAGCAGCUGCUGGAGAAGUGGACAGGCAACCCGUUGCCCCAUGCUGUGGUGGCGCCCUCACUGCUGGGGGUGACUGUCACCUGCGUACCAGACCUGCGGCAGGUCGUCCAGAAGAAGAACAGCUCCCUCUGCUGGAUGCUUCAGCUGCAUUGCGAUCCCCCCCGAGUACUGCGCCGUGUGGCCCUGCUCGGCGAGCUCCACCGGCCCCUCUUCUCCAUCUCGGAGGUAGCCACCCUCACUGCCACCGGCCCCCGCCCCUACCCUCUGGGCCCGGAACCGUGGGAGUGGACUGGGCCGGGCCACGGGGCCGAGCGGGUCUACCAGCUCAAGCUGCGAUUCAGCACCCACGCCUACGGCAACUUCCAGCAGGCCGUGGUGCUGGACCUGGGCUCCGAGCCGGUGCUCCUCCAGACUGUCAGGGUGGAGCAGGCCACCCCUGCAGACGUGGGGCUGGAGCCACCGUGCCCCCCAACAAGGGGGUCCUUGAUGCGCUGGGACGUGGGCUGCAAGCAGGUGACCGUGGUGGCCUUCCGGCCCUGUGACCUGUCCCCCCUGGAUCGGUCCCUCCUGCAGUCAUACCGGAUCCCCGCGGCCGCCGACCAGCUGUUCACACGCUCCGUGCUGGACCACAAAGUCACGCCGCACAACUACCGCUCACGGCUGCACGACCUGCUGUACAUCGAGGAGAACGCCCAGUACCGCCUGCUCUGCGGGUUUAACCUCCAAACAUGCCUGCGCUUGAUGACUGAGCCUUCUGCACCCGGACUGCGGGGGGAAUACGGGCCCCUUCUGGCUGGCCAAGUCUUUGCUUUGCUGAGCCUGCAUGAGACCGGGACCGAGCCGGACAGUUCUGCGGGGCGGCUGGUGCGCGAGGCAGUGAGCAGCAUGCUCCUGCUGGCCGAGUCUGGUACUGCGGGCCGGGAGCGUGUGUACGAGGUGCGGGUGGAGGCGUGCGGCCCGGAGGACAUGUGCCUGCGGCUGUCUGAGGAGUGCUGCCAUGACCUGAGGCUGCAAGCAGGCGCAGACCUGCAGGUGGAGCUGCAGUUCCAGCUGAACAGGUUGCCACUGUGUGAGAUGCACUUCGCCCUGGACGUGAUCCGCGACUGCGCCCUGCUCUUCCCGGAGCCCCCCUUUCCUGAGUUGCCCCUCCGCCCUGAGAGUGUUGACGGUUGGGACUCCCGGCUCAGCGAGCGGCAGAGGGACGCCCUCUGGGCCGUCAUGUCGGCCCCCUCCCUGCCGCUGCCCCCCAUCUUACUGUGCGGCCCCCCGGCUUCCGGAAAGACCUUUGUCCUGCUCGAGGCCGUCGUGCUCCUGCUGAAAGCGGAUGCCAGUCGGGUGCUGCUGUGCACACGGACGGAGGUGGCGGCGGAUUCCCUGGUUACUGAGCUCGCUCUCGCUCAGGGCUGCCUGCUCAGGCUGUGGGACCGGCGUCAGGGUUCAAGGCAGACGGAGAUGCCCCCCCAGCAUGCCGGAGCUGAGGCCUCAGCCCCAGGAAUGGAGGAGGUGAAGAAGUCCCGGCUGGUGGUCAGCACAGUCCGUCAGGCCAAGCAGCUUGUCCACUUGGGGCUUGACUCUGGCUUCUUCACGCAUAUCCUGGUGGACGAUGCCUCUUCCAUAGUCGAGUGCGAGGUCCUGAUGGCGCUGUCUCUGGCGAGCCGCUCCACUCGGGUGGUGCUGGCAGGAGAUCCCCAUCAGCCCCCCCCCUUGAUGCACAGCGAGUUUGCCUGUGAGCGUGAUCUGCAGCGCCCCCUGCUGGAGCGCCUGUGUAAGCUGUAUCCCCCUGACUGCGGCUGCAUGGUAUGGCUGACGGAGCAGUACCGCACUCAGCGGCACAUUGUCGGCCUGGUCUCUGAGGUGUUCUAUGGGGGCCAGCUGAAGGCAGCCAGCAGCCAGCCUGCACACAAAGACUUCUUCCCCCUGUCUUUCUUUGUGGCCUGGGGGGCGGAGAACAGCUCCUGCGGAUACUACAAUCAGGCUGAGGUGAUGGAAGUGGCUGACCAGCUGGAGAGCCUAUGUAAGACGUGGCCGGUGUCCUGGGGAAAGCUGGAUGAGAGCAGCGUGGGGGUGCUGACCCCGUACCCAGCUCAGGCCGUGCAGCUGCGCUCCGAGGCGCGUCGGCGUGGCUUAAACUGCGUCACCGUGCACACGCUCCUCGCCCCAGCCGCUCCGCCGUUCCGCGUGCUGUUCCUCAGCACAGUGAGGACGCGGGCUUCCUGCAGGCAGGGGGCCCCUGGUAGGGGGGUGCCCGGUGGAGCCUGGCACAGGGGCUCCCUUCUGGAGGCUGAGGAGACGACGGAGGAUCGGGAGCUGGGCUUUCUCUCGUCCCCGCGGGCCCUGCACUCUGCCAUGCUGCGCGCUCAGUCCCUGCUGGCUGUCGUGGGAGACCCUGUGGCCCUCUGCACCGUCGGAAAGUGCAGGAGGAUCUGGGAGCACUUCUUGCGCCGGUGUGCCUUGGAGGGAGGCCUGCACGGGGCCUUGCUGUCUGAAGUGCUUGAGCAGAUCGAUGCCAUUGAAGCGAGCCGUGCAUGCGUCCUUAACCCCCUGGCCCCAGAGUUUGUUCCUCGCAUGCCCCCUCGAAGGACCCCCGUCCAGUCUCCCAGCACCAUGGUGAAGCGCACCCCCCCCUGGCACCCGAAGCCACCCUCCCCCUCUCCCAGGGGUCAUUACGGCUCCAUGGCGCCCCCUGCUGGUCCCCCCUACCUCCUGUCACUGACCUCUGGCCGCCACUGUACCUACAGCAGGAGUCUGGGUGCGGCAGGGCACCUAGACUCCCUGAGAAUGAGCAUCCCCUACAGCAGCGGCCUGCUGUCACCUUUCCCUUUGUCGGUGGCUGGCCAGGCGGUCAUGGCCUACAACCUCGGCCUUUUGCGGAGCCCCAGAGCGCCCCCUGCUGCUCUCCCCCAGUUCCUGCACUCCUCCCCCAUGCUGUGCAGAAACUCCGUGGAUGAUGUUCCUAAUUGUGCCAGGGCAGGACGCAGUGACUCUCACACAGCUCUGGGGGCGCUGCAGCUGUGGGGAGAAGCAGAGAACUGCAAGCAGGCUCGCACAGACAGCACCUUUAGUCCCCACUGGAGCUGCCCCCCCUCACCUCCUCAUGUCUGCCGAAGCUCCACCCCUAAAUCCUGUGGGUCUCAGCCCCCGUUUAGCCCGGAGAACUCCCCCAUAUCCUCCAACCACUCCCGCUUCGGGCUUGCCGGGAGGAGUCCGUCUGUCGGGCCGUGCCACUCGCUCUGUUCUUCGCCCUCGGCGUGGGACGUUGGCCAUGCGAACGUGAGGGACAGUGUGAGGAGGCCCUUAGGGGACACGCUAAGGUAUCCCCAGAGGUCUGAGCACCUGGGCAGUCAGCUCCAUUCUCCACCUUUUCAUGACAUGCAUGCUCCCCCGGUCCCAUCACACAGCAAGCCCAUUGGUCCCCUGACCCAGAGCACUAUGGGUAGCCUGGCUGCUCUGGAGAGGCAGAGGGGCCCCAUGGCGAACCAGCAGGGGGCUGGAAGACAGCAGCUGGGGCCCGGUACUGGCCCGUGGGGAACACCUGGGCUACCAAUCCGGUGCAGUUGGAGCUCCUCCAUCCUGCCACGCCUUUUUUAUCCUUUAAUUUUUUUUCAUGUCGUGCCUAAGAGACUCGCAGAGAAGUAAAUGCCUGUUGAAGUAGCGUAAAGGUUAUUUUAUUAACGUGCCUAUGUUUUUUUAAAAUGACGUGAUUUCACACUAUACCUUAACCUUUUCAUAGCAGGUGUUCCAUUUAGUACAGAUGAAGAGCAAAGCUCUUCUUGGAUAGGUGUCUCUGCAGGGCUGAGCUCAGAUGCCCUCAGGGCUCCUCCUGAACCUGGUUCAGCUGUAUGAAUUGGAAUAUGUUUAAUACAUUUUCAAAUUAUGAAUGUGACUUGCAUACCAUCCAGUAUGUGCUCUGUGUUUCCUGGGAAAGGGUUCAGACUAGCUGUGUGCCAGUACAGGGUAUGUGGUGGUUGAUGGAUGGAUGGUUGGAUGGAUGAAUGGAUGGAUGGAUAGAUAUAUCUGUGUGUUUACUGCAAGGACAGCCACACCUGAUUGUGAUGAAUGCUGACUGGUGGAUCGACCACAAGCCAGAUGAUCAUGUGAUUAAGUGUGAGAGGUAGCUGAACCUCAUUCAUCCAGGGCCCAUGUGGAGACCCAGGCAGCUUCCGUGGAAUUUGAGGGUCUUGAGUAAUGUCCUUCUGUAAAAGUCUUUCCUGUGGACCUUUUCUCCAGCAGAAAAGGCACCUGGAGAUGGGAAAAAGGCUGAAAUAUGAGCGAUUUGAAAAGAUCUAACGUUGUAUAACGUUUGAGAAAAUGAGAGAAACCCUUGUUUGUGUCCGUAUGUUUUUCUGUUUGUUCCUCUGGUUUUGCCAAGGCAGCUUU
Paramormyrops kingsleyae is the source of this 5152-nucleotide messenger RNA. RefSeq names its product probable helicase with zinc finger domain. The record is from RefSeq and is a predicted model, not a curated record. Gene Ontology annotation, cellular component: P granule; cytosol. Lineage: Eukaryota; Metazoa; Chordata; Actinopteri; Osteoglossiformes; Mormyridae. Gene Ontology annotation, molecular function: metal ion binding; helicase activity. Gene Ontology annotation, biological process: regulatory ncRNA-mediated post-transcriptional gene silencing.